Drosophila eugracilis is the source of this 2011-nucleotide messenger RNA. RefSeq names its product nitric oxide-associated protein 1. Gene Ontology annotation, molecular function: GTP binding. Bases 122 to 1993 code for a protein of 623 amino acids. The transcript has a single exon. The record is from RefSeq and is a predicted model, not a curated record. NCBI's taxonomy places the organism in Eukaryota, Metazoa, Arthropoda, Insecta, Diptera, Drosophilidae.
CACUAACAAAUGGACAAUUAUUAUUUUUACCAAAGAAUAAACUAAAAAUAUCUGACAUUUAUCGGAUUUUGUAUAUGACAUCUUUUGUCUGACUGCUAGACCUCUUUAGUGUGAUUACAAAAUGUUUAAGACUUCGCGUUUAUAUAAAAUUAUAAAUAAAAAUGUGGUUUUAACAUGUUCGAGACUGGAGAAUACGGCUGCCGAAGUUGGACAGAGUUCGCGGGAAAGGGCGUGGCUGCUUGCCAGGAAGAAAUACCACGAUCAUGAGCACGUUCAUUACAGCUCUUUUCUGGAGACUAAAAUCAAAACAUUUUACUCGGAUCAUAAAGCACAUCCACCUUUUAUUGAGGACUGGAUGGACGAUUACGAGUUCUACGAGGGAGUAGUCGAUGGGGCAGACAAGCAGGGUACUCCAGAUCCAUCGGUUCAACCUUCAAAGGUACCCUGCAACGGCUGUGGCGCAAACUUACAAUGCUCCAGUGCCUCUCUGCCCGGCUACAUACCCAGUGAAAUCUUCCGAGGCAGAACGCAUCAAGAACUUCAAACCAUCACGUGCAAGCGGUGUCACUUUUUGAAGCACUACAACAUUGCCCUCGACGUGGAAGUGACUCCUAGUACCUAUGUGGACACCAUAUCCCGCAUUCAGGACAAAUUCGCAUUGGCUAUUGUGCUGGUGGAUCUACUAGAUUUUCCAAGCUCUAUCUGGCCAGGCAUGCAACAUGUUCUGGGUACAAAGAGGCCUGUUUUCCUAGUGGGUAACAAGGUGGACCUACUGCCGCGCGACUCAAAUAUCUAUCUACAACAUAUUAAGGAUUCCCUGCAGCGCGAAUUCGUCAAGCACGGUGGCGGAGAUGGGUUGAAUAUCAAGAAUGUCAGCCUGAUAUCUGCUAAAACCGGCUAUGGAAUAGAGGAGCUUAUAACGCAGUUGCAUAAAACGUGGGCAUACAAAGGGGAUGUCUAUCUGCUAGGCUGCACCAACGUGGGCAAGAGUUCGCUGUUCAACAUCCUUCUCAACUCUGACUAUUGUCGGCCUGAGGCCAGCAACUUGGUGCGCAAAGCCACCACUUGUCCCUGGCCGGGAACAACACUAAAACUGUUGCGGUUUCCCAUAUUGCGUCCGUCCAAUGAUCGCAUCUAUCAACGCUUCAAGAGAUUAGUUUCGGAGCGCAACGAUAAGGCAGCAAUGAACAAAGAGCGUCGCGCAGUUGCAAGGGCAACGGGGUCUGUAGCAGCAGCUCAACCAGUGUCUUUCGUAGGACGCACCUUCGAUCGUCUCGAAGAUGUCAACGAUGCCUUCGCCAUGGCCGGAGGUUCGCGGCCCAUUACUACUCUAAACGAUCGCCAAAAGGAGUACAAGGAAGCGCGCUGGGUCUACGAUACACCAGGUGUUAUGCAGCCUGACCAAUUGACUCCUUUGCUUACCGCCGAGGAGCUAGUUAGGCUGCACCCCACCACUAUGAUUCGUCCCAGAGCUUUUCGCCUGAAGCCCCAGAUGAGCAUCCUUCUGGGGGGUCUAGCCCGCUUAGAUCUAUUGGAAAUAACAAGCUCAAAAAAACAGUUUGACUGGUUAAAGGUAUUUGUAUUUGCUUCAGAGAAUCUUCCAGUACUGAUAGCAGAUACCCAGGCGGCGGACGACGUGUACAAAAGAUAUGUUGGAACGCCUUUCUUGGGUGUUCCCAUGGUCAAUGAAGAUUUGCAGGCUCGCCUGCAAACCUGGCCAGGAUUGCAGUGUAAGGACGGUGAUAUUACGCUAACGAGCGUAGAAUGUGAAGACGAAAGGCUAAAUUGUGAUAUUACUCUCAGCUCUGCGGGUUGGAUGGGAUUUCUUUUGCCAAGAAACUCAGAGUGUCGUUUGCGGGUCUGGACGCCAAACGCUGCUGGCAUUUACAAACGUGAACCCGCUUUAAUACCGCUAGCAGAUCGGUUGGUUGGAAAGCACAUAAGGUAUUCCCUGGCCUACAACACCACAAAGCCUUUUGUGUACAAGAAAUAAACACAUAAAAUUGUUAAA